Molecule: messenger RNA, 1450 nt
Organism: Vicia villosa (hairy vetch)
Lineage: Eukaryota; Viridiplantae; Streptophyta; Magnoliopsida; Fabales; Fabaceae
Product: GDT1-like protein 3
Exons: 9
Coding region: 355-1206 (283 amino acids)
Biological process (GO): manganese ion transmembrane transport; Golgi calcium ion transport; calcium ion transmembrane transport
Cellular component (GO): Golgi apparatus
Molecular function (GO): manganese ion transmembrane transporter activity; calcium ion transmembrane transporter activity
Source: RefSeq, a predicted model, not a curated record
GCGAGUUCUAAGGCUCAGUGGCAAAAACACGCAAAGCCAUAAAUAAAAAUGAAUUUUAGAAAAUGCAUAAAGUAGUGAGACCAGUGUUCGGGGAUCUCGUAUCAAAUCGAAGGUUCUUCCCAUCACGUUCAUUUCAAUUUCAAAUUACGCAAUCAUAACCCAGAUCCGAAUCAUACCAUCACCAGAGAUCCAUCUAUCUCACUUUCUAAUUUUCUUCUUUUUUAUUCAUAAAAAUAAAAUAGUAAUUUAUUUUCUUUUUUCUUCAAUUUUCUCUUCACUUUUUCUUCUCUUCUUCUUCUUCUUCUUCUCCUCUUCUUCUUCUUCCCUCGCAAAUUCAACCGCCACAGAUUCACCAUGGCACCGCGAUUCAGAACCGUUCUCGCUCUUCGCCUCUUCAUUCUCUUGUGCUUAAUCUUCCAAACCUUCGCUCAGGAUUCUCUGGCGCAUAAUGAGAGGCAAGAUUCCGGUGGAUCUGUGGAUCUAGGUCGCCGUGCCAAACUUGCAUUGAAUGGUUUAGAGAAUGGCGCGGUUCUUCCUCUUAGCUUGGAUUCCUCAGGUGUUGGACUCUUUGAUGCUUUCUUUGCUAGUCUAUCAAUGAUUCUCGUCAGUGAGAUUGGGGAUGAGACAUUUAUAAUAGCAGCUCUCAUGGCUAUGCGUCACCCUAAGUCAAUUGUUUUGUCCGGUGCGCUCACAGCCUUGAUUAUAAUGACAGUACUUUCAACAGGGCUAGGAAGGAUUGUGCCAAAUUUGAUUUCAAAGAAGCAUACAAAUAGUGCUGCUACAGUUCUUUAUCUUUUCUUUGGGUUACGUCUGCUGUACAUUGCUUGGAGAUCAGACCCAAAAUCUUCACAGAAGAAAGAAAUGGAAGAAGUUGAAGAAAAACUUGAAGGUGGGCAAGGUAAAACUUCAUACCGGCGGUUCCUUUCAAGAUUUUGUACACCUAUAUUUUUGGAGUCUUUUAUUUUAACAUUCCUUGCCGAGUGGGGUGACCGUAGCCAGAUUGCAACAAUUGCACUGGCAACACACAAAAAUGCAAUUGGAGUAGCAGUUGGGGCCACUAUAGGACACACAAUCUGCACCUCAGUAGCAGUGGUUGGAGGAAGCAUGCUGGCAUCUAGAAUUUCCCAACGCUCUGUAGCCACUGUUGGUGGCCUUCUCUUCCUCGGCUUUUCUUUGUCUUCAUACUUCUACCCUCCUCUUGAUUAAUAUAAGUGCUAAUUAUUCUUAUUCGUAAUGGCUUGUUUAUGCUCUUUUUACCUUAAUUUUUUCACUUGAUGGUUGUCCUAAUUAUAGAACUGGUUUAAGAUAUUGUUUCCACUCACUAGGAAAGCUCGAUCCUUACUGGAAUAUAAGAUUUUGUAUCUCAUUCUUUUUUGUAAAAUAUUUUGAAUAGACAGCCAUUGUUUUUGUCCUUUUUUUCGAAAGGCAAAAGUAUAUCCUUCUCUCCAUA